GCAUCGGUCUGAGCACACUUUUCUUGGUAUCCGUGAGUGUGUGUCCAUGUGAUGAAAAAGUCGAUUCUUGCCCUACUAAUAGGCGCGGUCAUCGCGGCAGCGGCUCAAGAUGCUCCGGGGAACGGUCACAGCGUGAUCCCGAAGGGGGCGAACGCUGAAAUCAAAUUAUGGUGGAAUGAAUAUCCAUGCCCGGAAAGUUCGCCGACCUACUCAUUGUCUAUCUGUCUUGACAAGCGCUGUACACCGGCUGUCACAGAUCAAUCAAACUACACCGUCAAAGCUGGAUUCGGAGUCCCUUUCCCAAUCGCUUUCUGGAACGAAUACACCAUCGGCGUCGCAGCGGAAUGCGCAGGAAAAUCGGAAAACGUGACAUUUUUCCGUGUAGAAACUGGGCCUGGAGACCUGCUCCCGUUGCGGAAGUUUUCCGUGGCCUCUGAUAGCACCGAGGUUCGCCUCUCUUUCACGAACCCGGAAGGCUCAUCCCGAGAUGCGGCCCAAGCAAUUCGAGUGAAAGUUUGCGAUCUACUCAACGUUGCCGACUUCUGCUCGAUUGAGGAAUCUCUACCGUCCCCAAGGACCGAUUUCACUUCGCCCCUGGAGCCCGGAGUGCUUUACAACGUGUCCGCUAUCCGUGUGAGGCAGGAAAAUUCAACCGAGUACACGAGUCAAGCGUUGACAGACAUUUUCACGACAGCAUUCUCAAUUGGGAAGCAUUACUCCCCGGUCGAGAACCUGACGGUCUCCCUCGAGCCCGAGAGCGGAAUCAGUAGGAACGGCAUCGAGGAAAAUCUCGUCAAGGUCUCAGUUUCGUACUCACGGCCAUCAGGGAUCGCUGAUCGAAAUUUCAAAGGAGUCUUCGCUGAGCUGUACGACACCUACGAUGGGCAGAGACGCGGAGAUUUCAAAUCAUAUGGGGCGCCACUAUCGUUCCCAGGAGUUCCUCUCCAUCGGAUUUGCAACGUCACCGUUUAUGCGGUGCACGGGGACGGGGGGAGAAUAGUUUUGUCACGCCCUGAGGAACUCGCCUUCUUCUCCGGAGCCGGAGAUGUUGCAGAAGCUUCCUUCACUGUCGACGCUGAGGGGCCGUACGCGAAGAUCCACGUAUUCUGGGAGAAAGAGCUCUGCAAGGAAGGGGAAGUCCGGUACAAGCUAACCCUCUGUCGAGGGAAAUCCGACUGCAUCGAGGGCACUACACAGGAGAUGAAAUACACUUUCGAGAGCACUCCUGAAUUCCCGCUCAUUCUCUGGACGUCAUACAACGUUACCAUCGAGGGAGCCUGCGGUGGCGGCCCAUUCGUGAGAUUGCAGGACUUUGUUGCGGACUCGGGACCCGGAGAGCUGCUCCCUCUGCGAAGCAUCACCGUGAUCCCGGAAGGUGAUGCGGUCAACAUCUCUUACACGAAGCCCGACAAGAGACUGCAGAACGUGGCGCAUAAAGUCGAGUUACAAAUCACAGACGUCCUCAAUGGGAAUUUCUCCGCAGUGGAGAACGUCCCGAUUGAGGAGGACGGUUUCAGAUUCGCCCAUCUCGAAGACGGACAUGUAUACACUAUCGCAGCGCGUCUAACCAAGAGUCUUAGAGCCCCCGUAGCGGCCCUUUACACCAGCCAAGCUCUGACGAGUUUGUUCACUACGGCACUGCAGGUGAAUAAUCUCCCCCGUGUGGGGAGCAUUUCUAUCGCAGUAGGACCGAGCGAUUCCGUGGACACCGUCGAAGUCACGGUCACUUGUACGAAGCCGGCCAGCCGAAGGCUAAACGUCUUCAAGGGAUUCUUUGUAGACUUGAUCGAUUACACGAAUGCGCAGAAGAUCAGCAGCUUCACGACGAACGGGACCACUUUGACCCUUUCGGGAGUGCCGUCGUACCGAAUCUUCAAUGUGACCGUACGCGCUCUGUAUCAAGUGGCCGGGAUGCUGGUCCAAUCACCUGACCGCAAAUCCUCCUUCUUCUCUGGAAUCGAGGACACUUCUAAAUUCGGAUUCAACUUGACUUCUGACGGCCCGACUGUCAAUAUUGGGGUCUUCUGGCAGGGAGUUACUUGUAUGGAGUCCGCAGCAUCCUACCAGCUGACCUUGUGUCGGGAAGACUCGAACUGCAUAACGCGGUUGACAGACACGACGACCUACAUUUUCGAGAAUGAUCCACGAUUCCCUAUUGUGUUCUGGAAUGUGUACAACAUAAUCGUCGAAGCGGCUUGCGAUGGACCCUUCGUGAAAAUUCAACACCUCUCCGCUGAUACGGGACCUGGAGAAUUGCUUCCACUGCAGAAGGUCACGAUGACUGCAAGCGCCGACGCCAUGGAGAUUUCCUUCGUGAAGCCCGAUGAGAAAAUACAAAACGUCGCGGAAACCCUGCAAUUAGUCGUCUGCGACUUCUACGCCGAUACUUGCUCCGAAAUGAUCACUUUACCGAUAGAGAAGGCCAAUUACACGCUCGAGAGCCCGAAAACCGGUGUUCUGUACGAUUUCCGCACAGUUCUGGCGAAACAAUUCAAUGGAUCGACCUAUCGGAGUGGAGUUGCCUCGAGGAUGUUUGUCGCGAGAUACCCGGAUGAGAACGAGUACCCGCGUGUCGGAAAUGUCACGGUCGAAAUAGAGCCGAGUGAGGUGUUGGACCACGUCAAAGCCACGAUCAGAUCUUUGAAGCCGGUGGACAAGGCUGGAAGGAAAUUCGAAGGGAUCUUCGUGGAGCUCUACGAUGUCGAAGAUGACCAAUAUCUUGAGUACCGCUCUUCCGAUUCCAAUGUUCCCGAAGUGAUUAUUCCGGCACUCCCGCUCCAUUGCACCAUCACAGCUACGGCCCACGCUCUCUACAAACAGAAUGGCUCUUCGAUCUUAUCAGCCGGUCGGGAGGUGACCUUCUUCAGCGGAAGCGGAGACGCUUCAAGAUCAGGCUUCGACGUCAUUGCCGACGGACCUCUAGCGGCGAUUGAGCUUUGGUGGGAGGAAUACGUCUGUAAGGGGACGCCCCCAUCCUACCGUGUCACCGCCUGUCUGGGCACCGUUUGCGUUCAACACAACACGGAUCGAACGGAGUUCGAGGUGACGAAUGGUUUCUCAAUCCCUGUGAUCUUCUGGACAUCCUAUAAGAUAACUAUCGAAGGUCGAUGCGCUGGAACAUGGGUGAAAAUUCAAGAAUUCUUCGCAAACACAGGGCCAGGAGAGUUGCUCCCGCUGCAAUACUUAUCUGUGGUACCAGGGAACAACUCCACCAUCGUUUCGUACGUCUUCCCAAACAAGGCGUCACAAGAAGUGGCGGACAGUGUAGAAUUGAUUGUUUGCGACGUACUCGCAAAUAACUGCCGUCAGGCCGAGAACAUCCCGACGAAAGAAAUCAGCAACACCCUCACCGACCUCAAACUCGGAGUACUGUACAGUGUCUCCGCACGACUCGUUAAGAAACAAGCGGAUUUGAAAUACAGCAGUUUGGCAAUCAAGAGGAAUUUCACGAGCGGACCGGCCGACGAGAAACUUUUCCCCCCCGUGGAGACCCCCGAUGUUUCCAUGGAACCUGGUCCUUCGGAAAACGAAAUCCUGGUCAAUUUGACGUGUUUGGAGCCGAAGCGUGUCGGUGACAAAAUUUUCUACGGGAUCUUCGUGGAAUUGUACGACUUCGUGGAAAAGCGAAUGAUAAAUACCAUUGCGACCCCCGGAACCAAGCUUCGGCUUCCCCCGUUGCCACGCUACCGCAGCUUCAAUGCGACUGUUCAUGCCGUUUAUAAGGACGGAACAGAUUCCGUUCAGUCCGUCGGUCGGAGAAUUCAUUUUUUCACCCACAUCGGAGAGCUGAAGGUCCCGAAGCCUGAAAUCGUCAAAUUGGCGUCCGUCACCGGCACAACCGCUGUGGUCCUCUGGUCACAGCGGACAUCGACAUUGACACUGCCCUUGUUGUUCAAAGUGACCUUGAAAGAGGUCUCGAGCGGUAAGGUCUCAACUGAGGAAGUGGAUAAUCCGGAGAGUAAAGGCGUCGUACUCCGGGACCUCAAGCCUCAGACGGAGUAUGUCGUCAGUUUGACCGCCUACAUUCGAGCUGAGCAGAUGUACCAUCAGACUUCGGAUGAGAAGAAAGUCAUCACCGCGACGAAAGAUGCGUUGAAACCUGUCUUGAAAUUGAAGAGCCUUGAGCCCGACUACAAACUACAGCUGACAUGGGACGUCCUUGUGCCUCCCGAGGCUGCCGAAACAUGCUACUUCGUGGCAAUGAUAUGUUCGGACCGGAAACGAUGCUCAGAUCGCAAGAUAAGCGACAAGAACCUUCGCUCAACCACAUUCGAUACACUUCCGUACACAAAUUACACUGCUUGGGUCCGAAGUGAAUGCAGAUUCGAAGAAGGCCUCUUCGUCACCGUCGAAUCGGAAUUCCUUCAGUACACUACAAACGAAGUUCUGGCUCCGGUCGAAAGAAUAGAAUACACUGCUCUAAGUGAGACUUCUGUCGUCGUCAAAUGGACCGUCCCGAAAAAUCAAAUCUAUACGGAUUUCAACGUGCAGUGGACCAAGAUCGGAGGAGACGGAUUCGUCGCAUCCACGGAUCUCAAAGCUCUGGAACUCAAUCUCGACAGUCUCGAUCGUGCAAGCGGCUACAAAGUGCAAGUGAAAGUUGUCAGGGAGUACAAAGGAGAAGUUUUCCACUCGGAGCCCACUGCCAUCUCGGUGUAUCCCAAGUUUCCAGCGCCUCCUCAAGUCACUGGACUUAUUGCGGGUCAGAAGCCCUAUAGGAAUACAAUCACGGCGAGGUGGUCGAGAAUCGAUUCGGACCAUGGAACGAUCAGAUACAAAGUCAAGACUGUCUGUCUCGAGACCAACACGUGGCAGACGACCGCUGUCGAGAUUGAAUUCAGUUCAUCUAAAAUCAAGGAAUACAAAACGGAGUGCAAUGUCAGCGUUUCAUCCUGCCUGCAGGAUCUGAGAGAGGAUUUAGUCUGCUCUCAGCCUGUCGUGGAGACCUUCAGCUUUUUCUCCUUACCCAAACCUACGGCAGUCAAGACGAGCUUCCAAAAAGAUGGAAUCUACGAUGUUGAAGUGAGCUAUCCCUCAUUCGUGAGCCAUCUUGAGAACAUCGGAUAUCAGCUCGCAAACAAGGCUGGGCUUUACUCGUCCACGUGUCGGAAGAAAGGCACCAAGUCCUCUAUCGUUGACUAUCGCUACGACCAGCGAGUGACCAGGAAGGCUCGUCUCUGUAUCAAUGACCUCGUGGGGGUAGAGAGCGAAUUCUCCUUCGAGACGAACGUAGGCGUGCCCGGAAUGCCUUCCGAACCGAGAGUUCAAGUCGACUUGAGGACUCUGAAGAUAGAAUGGUCGAAACCUGAGGACGCGAGAGGUCCCAUCAAUGGAUACAUUGUCGACAUCAGUUUUGGUGACUCUCGGGAGCCCAACGAAGCCAUCACCCUGAGGACGUCACAGAAUAACCUGACGGUCACAGUCGACGAAGAGUACACGAGAUAUAAGGUGGCAGUUCGAGCUUACAAUUUGGACAAAUUCGACAAGAAAGCCGAGAGAAUCGGCUGGAACUCAGUGGCUUACGUCAAAACCCUGGGGAAAGGUCCCCCGCCACCAGAAAACUUUGAGAAGACUGUGAUCGAGGGCCGCUCCAGAAUUCACUGGGAGGAGGUCAAAGAUCCGAGAUUCAACGUCACAUGGUAUAAGGUCCUCGCUACGUCGAUGACGGAUUUAUCACAGACGGAACUGUGCGACGAAAAGCCGCUUUUAGAUCUUUCCGUUCUGACUCCUUACACCGAAUACCACGUCGAAGUCUCGAGCUGUGUCGAUGGAGACUUAUCACCGUGUGGUAAACCCGGGAAAUUCAUGGUGACUACCGACGCAUCCAAUCCAGGUCCACCAGAUGUGAUGCUGGUGGAAGCGAAUGCGACCUCUAUGAGCAUUCGUUGGACGAUCCCCAAAGCAGCCAAUGGUCCGAUCGAUGGUUACGAGUUCGCGUACAUGGUGAAAGCGUCCGGGGGAACUCCCUCCGAGUGGUCAAGAACAAACAGUCAGGAUCGUUUCACCGAGUUGAAAGACCUGGCGGCGGGGACGGAGUACUUGAUUCACGUUCGAGCUUUCAACUUGAACGCACUGAGUGAUCCGAUGUACUCGUCUGUGGGAGUCCUCACGGCGUCGACAGAAGGAUCCUCAUCGGCGGGUAUCCUCACCGGAAUGCUCAGUGUUUUCGGUAUUUCGCUUCUGUGCGGACUCUCGUACGCCGGGUAUAUCCUAUACAGAAAGAGAACGAGCAAUUCUCUCCUGCUAAAUAGAGGACCUCAACGUGACUCAUGUGCGGCCCUGCAAGAAAUAGAUCUCUAGAAACGACAGAAUAAUAUUCUCAUGACGGAACGAACAUUUCCCCUGUGCUUCAUCUGUGCCUACUACAACAUCCCAUGACCUUCUCACACCGUUUGCGGAGGAAGAAAGAUUUCAAUAAAAAAUAUGGGACCAAGCUGUCUCUUGAUAAUCCUUUGG
Galendromus occidentalis (western predatory mite) is the source of this 6456-nucleotide messenger RNA. RefSeq lists its product as uncharacterized. The coding region runs from base 52 to 6300 and encodes 2082 amino acids. Gene Ontology annotation, molecular function: protein binding. The record is from RefSeq and is a predicted model, not a curated record. NCBI's taxonomy places the organism in Eukaryota, Metazoa, Arthropoda, Arachnida, Mesostigmata, Phytoseiidae. The transcript is spliced from 33 exons.